Molecule: messenger RNA, 1426 nt
Organism: Neoarius graeffei (lesser salmon catfish)
Lineage: Eukaryota; Metazoa; Chordata; Actinopteri; Siluriformes; Ariidae
Gene: gpr34b
Product: G protein-coupled receptor 34b
Exons: 2
Coding region: 192-1271 (359 amino acids)
Biological process (GO): G protein-coupled receptor signaling pathway
Cellular component (GO): membrane
Molecular function (GO): G protein-coupled purinergic nucleotide receptor activity
Source: RefSeq, a predicted model, not a curated record
UACUGGUUUGUACAUCUCCACUGGUGACUCUGGAGGAAGGUGUUUAAUACAUAGUACAGAUUUUCAAGAGAGGUGGAGAAAACGGCACAAUUUUACAAUUACCUCAAAAGCACAGAACAACAUUCCCAAGGCACUGGAACAGUAAUUCAGAUGGUUUUCUGAAAGAAACGCCUGAAAGGACUACAGAUGCAAUGACAGAGCUCAAUAUCCACAACACCACUUCUAUAAUAAGCACUACAGCAAAAAUAGAAAACCAAGAUCAUCUAAAGUGUGGCAAUUUCAGUUUGAAUGAAGAGAGUCUCCGGGUCCCACUGGCGUUCUUCUACUCGCUCUUCUUCCUGCUUGGCUUAGCUGGCAACGUGCUAGCCCUUGGGGUGUUCCUGCGACUACACUCCAAGAAGAAUUCAAUGCGCGUUUUCCUCAUUAACCUGGCUUUGGCAGAUUUACUCCUCAUAAUCUGCCUGCCCUUCCGUGUGCUCUACCAUGUCAAUGACAACUUCUGGAGUUUGCAUUCUGUGCUCUGCAAGAUAGUGGGCAAUGUUUUCUACAUGAAUAUGUAUGUAAGCAUUAUUCUGCUGGGGCUUAUUAGUAUAGAUCGCUACGUGAAGCUGCAGAGGGUCUUGAGCAAGCAGAGGUUCCUUAGCCAUACGCAGAGCACUGUCGCAUGUUGCGCCAUUUGGGUAACCGCGAUUAUUUUCAUAACACCGCUGAUUGCCUUAGGUAGAGAUCGCACACCAUCUAACAUGUGUUUCCAGUACAAACACUUGUACAAUGCCAAAUGGAAGGCCUACUUAAACAUUACUGUUUUGGUUGGUUUCUGGGUGGUCUAUGGCUUUCUGGUAACCUCUUAUGGGAAGAUAGCAAUGAGGCUGCUUCAGAUCUCUAAGCAGAAGCCAGAAUUUCCAAACGCAACCAAGUACAGCAGCACAGCUCGGAAGUCCUUCUUCGUCCUCUUUCUCUUCACCUUGUGUUUUGUACCCUAUCACUUUGUGAGAAUCUUCUACAUCUACUCACAGAUCACAGACGUUUCGUGCCGGUGGGUUCAGAUAGUGGACAAGACCAAUGAGAUCUCUCUGUUGCUUUCUGCGUUUAACAGCUGUCUGGAUCCAGUCAUGUACUUUGUGCUGUGUAGCUCAGUGCGCAGGACGGUACUGCAGGCGCUGCACAAAAACAUCUGCCUAAAGACUUGUUCUAGAUACAGAAGACCCAGCUAUGAAAAGGAAAGAAGCCAAAAGGAGCAGGCUACACAAAGCGAGACCAGCACAAUGUAAAGAAAGACUACAAUAGCUUUCCCACUCUGGUUCUUUCAUUAACUGGCAGGACUGAAACGUUAUCAUAAAUAAGCAUUAUCUUUCAAAGUACAUGAAAAACUGCAAUAUAAUCUACAAAUGUUCAUAUAAAUAAAUAUUUCCAAUAUUUUUUUUCA